Molecule: messenger RNA, 1516 nt
Organism: Neomonachus schauinslandi (Hawaiian monk seal)
Lineage: Eukaryota; Metazoa; Chordata; Mammalia; Carnivora; Phocidae
Gene: IL36RN
Product: interleukin 36 receptor antagonist
Exons: 5
Coding region: 68-535 (155 amino acids)
Biological process (GO): cellular response to lipopolysaccharide; inflammatory response to antigenic stimulus
Molecular function (GO): cytokine activity; interleukin-1 receptor binding
Source: RefSeq, a predicted model, not a curated record
CCACAGGCUCUGCCAGGAGAAAGGAGCAUUCCGAGAAUAGGAGAGUCUACACACUGUGAAGCUCAAGAUGGUCCUGAGUGGGGCACUGUGCUUCCGAAUGAAGGAUGCGGCCUUGAAGGUGCUUUAUCUGCAUGAUAACCAGCUUCUAGCUGGAGGGCUGCAUGCAGGGAAGGUCAUCAAAGGCGAGGAGAUCAGUGUUGUCCCCAACCGGUCUCUGGAUGCCAAGCUGUCUCCAGUCAUCCUGGGCGUCCAGGGAGGGAGCCAGUGCCUGUCGUGUGGGACAGGGCAGGAACCGACUCUGAAACUAGAGCCAGUAAACAUCAUGGAACUCUACCUCGGUGCCAACGAAUCUAAGGGCUUCACUUUCUACCGGCGGGACACGGGGCUCACCUCCAGCUUCGAGUCAGCUGCCUACCCAGGCUGGUUCCUCUGCACCGUGCCCGAAGCAGACCAGCCUCUCAGACUUACCCAACUCUCAGAGGAUGCCAGCUGGGGCAACCCCAUCACAGACUUCUACUUCCAGCAGUGUGACUAGGGCAAUGCACCCCCCAGAACCUACUUGGGCAGAGCCGGCUCAGGCAGGGGCGGAGGUAGAGGAGGACACUGAUGGCAACCUCCCCCCAUCUGUUCUCAGGGCCCCACCUCUGGCUGGGCACUUGGCCACUCUCCCUUUUGAUUCCCAGUUUGGGUAAAUCCUUCUGAGAUUUGGGGCUUAGUCCAUAAGUUUCUUUCCCUAUUGAGUGGUGCUACUGGUGUUGAACCUUGCAAAAACCACUCAAGAUAAACUGGAAGUCACAUGAAAAGUUUCCCAGGGGUCAGGGUGGGGGGAGUGUUGGAAGCCGUUCAUGCUUCAUGGUAACUUACCCAGUACCCCUGAGCCCCACAAGCCAGCCAGUCCCAAGUUGAGCCUAUUAGGGCCACCAGCUGCCCACAUGAGGUCCUGUCAUCUAUCACUAUGCAGGAGAGGGAGGUCAUAGAGUUAGGGACCCAAAACCCAGCCCGCUCCCUCUUUCCUGUAACUCAGCUGCCAUCAUAUUCUGCAUUUCCAUCUCAACCCUCAUGCGCUAGUCAUGGCAGGAGAGGGUGGUGGUGUCCAAGGAAUUGACUCCAGCUCAGAAGGCUAAAGAAUGGCCAGGCAUGUCAUAUGUUUUGAAACCUGAGGUGCCAUUAAAAUCCAAGAUACUGGUAUCUAUUCACAUGGAAAGAUGCUUGUGACAUAUUAAGAAGAGCAAAUUACAAAUUAGCAUAUCUUGUAAUUUCAUUUUAAUUAAAAAAUACCUAUCUAUAUAUUUCUUCAUAGAAAAAAAGUCCAAAAGAGUUUACUUCAAUUUUAGCAAGUUAAUUUAGCAAUUACAGGUAAUUUUUCUUUGUAUUCUUUUAUUUAAAUAUUUUCUAAUUGUUCUACAAUGAAGAUGAACUUUUUGUGUAAUAAGUAAGUUAAUCUUGAGGAAAACAGAGCAGACAAUAUUUCUUUUUUUUUUUUUUUUUUUGUGUUUUUUUUUUUUUUUUUUUUUAU